Haliotis rubra (blacklip abalone) is the source of this 1469-nucleotide messenger RNA. Its product is annotated as protein arginine methyltransferase NDUFAF7, mitochondrial-like. The record is from RefSeq and is a predicted model, not a curated record. Gene Ontology annotation, molecular function: protein-arginine omega-N symmetric methyltransferase activity. Gene Ontology annotation, cellular component: mitochondrion. Gene Ontology annotation, biological process: mitochondrial respiratory chain complex I assembly. The coding region runs from base 126 to 1454 and encodes 442 amino acids. Lineage: Eukaryota; Metazoa; Mollusca; Gastropoda; Lepetellida; Haliotidae. The transcript has 10 exons.
AAAAUAAUACGUGGCACACGGAUCUAAAACGAGUCUUGGGAUUCCCUCGGCCUGGCACGAGGAAAUCCCUCCUAAUCAAAACAAAUAGUCACCUUGCUGCAGUGUUUGGUUGUGGAGGGUCCACGAUGAUGCAAUCAGCACGAAAGACGUGUAUAUACAGAAUUAUUCACGGCGGAUUCAAAUAUCAAAAUGUGACAACAUUAAGAUGCCUCUCUGUAAAACAAACCAAGCAUCCUACAUCAACUACUUCGAAUGUUGACUUGGUUCGACACCUCAGAGCAAGGAUAAAGUCAAAUGGUCCCCUCACCAUUGCAGAAUAUAUGAAAGAAGUUCUAACAAAUCCUUUGUCAGGCUACUACAUGAAGAGAGAUGUCUUCGGAUCUCAAGGGGACUUCACUACAUCUCCAGAAAUUAGUCAGAUGUUUGGGGAGCUUGUGGGUAUUUGGUGCCUGAAUGAGUGGAUGCACGUUGACUUGACGAAGACACUGCAGGUCGUGGAGCUGGGACCUGGCCGUGGAACUCUAGCUGAUGACAUGCUCAGGGCAAUAUCCAGGUUUUCUGAUGUAAGAGAUAGUGUGUCUUUACACUUGGUGGAAGUGAGUCCAGCACUCAGUGACAUCCAAGAAUCCAAGUUGUCAGGGAAGAAGUUAGAGCAGAUCCAAGCUGAAGCAGCCACCAGAUCCUCAGAUACAGUCUCGGAGGGUGGCCAUUACAAACAGUGCCUCUCCAAAUAUGGUCAGCCUGUUUACUGGUACCAGAGUCUGCAGGAUGUACCUCAUGGACUCUCCUGCUUCAUCGCUCAUGAGUUUCUAGAUGCACUUCCCAUCCACAAGUUUCAGAAGACAGAUAGAGGUUGGUGUGAGGUGCUGAUCAGCUAUGAUGAUGACAGCAGCAGCUUUAAGUUAGUGCUGUCUCCCGGAGCGACGGUAGCAUCCACUGCCUUUCUACAGGUAUCCCCUAGCGAGACUCGAGACCACAUAGAGGUAUGUCCCGAUGCUGGUUUGAUUGUUCAGGAGCUGUGUAAAAGAAUCCUGUCACAUCAAGGAUUUGCCCUCCUGGCCGACUACGGACAUAGUGCAGAGAAGACCGACACAUUUAGAGCUUUCAAGAAUCACCAACUUCAUGAUGUACUGGUUGACCCAGGAACAGCUGAUUUAACAGCUGAUGUAGAUUUCACAUAUUUAAGAAACAUGACAGAGGCCACAGUUUCAACAUAUGGACCUUUGACACAACAAGAAUUUCUACACAAUAUGGGAAUUGGUGUUCGCCUACAGGUUCUACUUCAGAAAGCUGACCAAGAAGCUUGGAAGGACCUGAUUUCAGGUUACGAUAUGCUGACAAACCCAAAGAAAAUGGGAGAAAGAUUUAAGUUCUUAGCUUUAAUGAAUCCUCGACAAAAAGACUACAUACCAGCAGGCUUUGUAACACCUGAAGCCUUGAAGCAAUCACAAUAAAUUAUUUAUUACCUC